AUGGCGGCGGCUGUGGCGGUGGCGGGGCCUGGGGAGGAGGCAGCGGGCCUUGAGCCCGAGCCCAGCGGCUCCAUCCGGCGCUACCUGGCCCGGCUCGGCGCGCUGCGGCCCCUGCCCGGCCCGGAUCGGGAGGGCGAGAGCGGCCGCCGCACCGAGCUGCACCUGCUGUUCGACCAGCUCAUCUCCGAGAACUGCGGCCCGGGGGCGCCGGGGCCCACGGGGGCGCCGAGCCCGCAGGAUGUUUGUGCUCUACUUGUUCAAGCCUGUCAACUGGUUCAUCUCAAUCAGGAACAUCUUGUCAACAAAGUUUGUCAGCUCAUUCAUCAUUUACUUAACAGAUUCCAGAUAGUGGUUGAUGAACAGAAUUUGGAUUUUCUUCUGUCCUAUUCCAUCUCUGCUCUCAAACAGUGCAGCUCUUGGACACACACUGAAAUUCUGCAAGCCUUAGCAGCUCUUGUUUACAACAAUGGACCUAAUUGUCAGAAGUAUCUCCCGGAUUUGCUGGGGAAGAGCGGACUGUUGGUACAGUUCAGUGAUCUUGCUCAGCCUGACGUGGAACUCAGGAGGGCAGCAGUACACAGCAUGGCAAAUCUAUGUCUCAGUGUGCCUGGACAGCCAUACUUAGAUGAGUCUUACAGAAGUCUGUGCUUUCAAACUUUCCUAAGUGUGUUACAGUCUUCAAAAACUUCUGAUGUAGAUGACAUCACUUUUUGUAUGCUGUUACAGAAUGCUCUGAAAGGUAUCCAGUCACUCUUAAAUGGUGGGAAGAUGAAGCUAAUGCAGACUGAUCAGCUUGGGUCCCUUCUUGCUGUAUUAAAGAAAUGCAUGUUCUAUGGGCUUCCUGGACUGAACGUGGAAAUGCCUGCAGUCUUGUACCCAGCUCCACUUCCUCAGUAUGAUGGACGAUCACCUGUCAAACAAGAGCAGUCAGAAUUGAGCACCAUUAAGCAAACAGGGACCCGAAGGAAAAAGUCCAAGGCGAAACAAAAGAAAGGACAAUUGGGGGAAGAAGUGAAAGAAGAAUUAGAAAGUGAUGUAGGAGAUGGAGCAAUCCAUGGAAUGGAUAUAUUUCAGUUACAUUCAGGCAAUGCACAAAAUAGUCCUUGUCUAAAUCCCUGGAAUCGUACAUUAGAUGCUGCAUACAUGCCUGCUGGAAAGGAUCACUUAUCAUGCCAUCCCAGCUGGAAAAGGAUCAGCAGCAGUGAGUCGGAGUAUUCUGAUGCUGAAGGUGGAAUACAAAGCAAAAUGAGAUCGUAUCAAGCCAAAGUUCGUCAAGGGGCUUUAGCCUGUUUCCUUUCCACUAUCAAAUCAAUAGAAAAAAAAGUUCUUUAUGGCUACUGGUCAGCAUUUGUUCCUGAUACACCUGGAAUAGGCAGCCCACAGUCUGUGUCCUUGAUGACUAUUGCAUUGAAGGAUCCCUCUCCAAAGACUCGGGCCUGCGCUCUUCAAGUUCUCUCCGCCACCUUGGAAGGUUCUAAGCAGUUCCUUUCUGUUGCUGAAGACGCACAUGACCAUAAAAGAGCUUUCACUCCUUUCUCUGUAACGAUUGCUUCCAGCAUCAGAGAGUUGCAUCGCUGUCUGCUGCUAGCCCUGGUGGCAGAAUCCUCCUCACAAACCCUUACACAAAUCAUCAAGUGCCUUGCAAAUUUGGUAUCGAAUGCACCGUACAGCCGUUUAAAACCGGGUCUAUUGACAAGAGUUUGGAACCAGAUAAAGCCCUACAUUCGUCAUAAAGAUGUUAAUGUUCGGGUUUCUAGCCUCACGUUGUUAGGCGCUGUCGUAUCCGCUCAAGCUCCUUCACCAGAAGUACAGUUACUUCUGCAACAGCCCAGUUCUUCCGGACUAAGUAACAGCGGCACCGCCACCCCUCAUCGCGUCAGUUCCUCUGAGUGGUGGCGAAGAGCCCCACCUUCGCAAGGGGAACCCACGGACAAUUGGGAGAGUUCGUCUUCAGAGCCUUGUUGGCUCAUACGUCUUUGUAUCUCCACUGUUGUUCUGCCCAGAGAUGAUUCCUAUUCUGAUAGCGAUACUAGCUUCACAGCUGGUACUGUCUAUGAACCAUCUCCUGUUCGACUGGAAUCUUUACAGGUCUUGGCACUUCUUGUGAAGGGCUAUUUCUCUGUGGCUCAGAGCUAUUUGUUAGAGCUUGGAGAGGUGGCUUGCAAAUGCAUGGAGGAAACAGAUCCGUCCAUUCAGCUCCACGGUGCCAAACUUCUGGAGGAGCUGGGCACAGGCAUAGUACAACAGCAUAAACCAGAUUCAACCAUUGCUGUCAGUGAGAAAGUACCUGUCAACUUGGUUGUAACCUUUUGGACUAUGAUGUUAAAUGGCCCUUUACCUGGUGCCCUUCAGAAUGCUCAACAUCCUACCCUUCAGACAAGUGCCUGUGAUGCUCUUUCUUCUAUCUUACCGGAAGCUUUCGGCAGUCUGCGGGAUGACCGACAGAUACUGUGCAUCACGCUACUGCUGGGGCUGAAUCACAGUGAGAAUCCCCUGGUGAAAGCUGCUGCUGCACGAGCCCUUGGAGUCUACGUCCUCUUCUCAUGUCUUAGGCAGGAUGUGAUGUUUGUUGCCGACACAGCAAAUGCUAUCCUGAAUUCCCUCCAGGACAAGUCUCCAAACGUCCGUGCCAAAGCAGCCUGGUCCUUGGGCAACCUUACAGACACGCUGAUUGUCAACAUGGAAAUGAUGGGGCAGAGCUUCCAAGAGGAAUUCUCAGACCUCCUACUACUGAAAAUGUUACGAUCAGCAACUGAAGCAUCCAAGGACAAAGACAAGGUAAAGAGCAAUGCAGUCCGGGCCCUAGGAAAUCUGCUUCAUUUCCUUCAACCAUAUCACAUAGUAAAACCCAGAUUUAGUGAAACCAUUAAGGAAUCCAUUCAGGCCCUUAUUUCUACUGUCCAGAGUGAGGCCACCAUGAAAGUACGGUGGAAUGCAUGUUAUGCGCUGGGAAACGUAUUUAAAAACCCUGCCUUGCCACUUGGAGAAGCUCCUUGGACUGCACAAGCCUAUAAUGUUCUUACAUCAGUGGUGAAAUCAUGCAAGAAUUUCAAAGUCCGAAUCAAAUCUGCCAUGGCCCUCUCCAUCCCUACCCAAAGGGAGCGCUACGGAACCACUGAACAGUUUUCCCAGAUCUGGAGUGCGUUGGUUAUAGCUUUGCAGAAGAGUGAAGACACCGAGGACUUUCUGGAGUUCAAAUACAGUGCCAGCCUGAGAACGCAGAUCUGCCAGGCUCUGAUUCAUUUGUUAAGCUUGGCAAACAGUACAGACCUGCCAUUCAUUAGGAAAACUAUAGCAGAAAAUGGGGAUGUGAUCAGAUCCUAUGUCUUGCAAUAUAUGAAAUCGGGGGUUGAAGAAGAUGAAGCAGGAAUACACACAAACUCCCAUGAAAGAGACAGAUUAUUGAAAAGAGCUAUUGAGCACAUUUGUGGUAUUGAGGAACUGUCAGAAGGCAAAGCUAAAGUAGUAGUAGCUGCUUAUCUAGAAGAUAUCUUGACAAACCACAUCAACUCCACUGAAUUGACGGAGGCUUAGGAAGAGAAAUCCAUUGCAGUAAAUUGUGCCUUCUGAUUAUAUGCAGAGGGAAGUACACCGCUUCCAUGUAUGCAAGAUGUCCAGGAGAGAGGUUUCCUAUUAGCAACAUUAAAACAUUUCUUUCAAACUUAUUUGAAUCAGUUGAAACUCUUGAGAAAAAGUUCUACAAUGCUGAGAAAAAACAUUUAAUCUCAUUUACUUUCCUACUAUUUAGUUUGUUGUAAAUUGUCUCCAUUUGGUUUGGCUGGUGACUGAGCUGAUACAGAGUUAUCACUCUGAAAACAAAUGUCUUUUUAUUCUUUGUAUAUUUUAUAAGAACAGAGCCUUUUUAUGAGCUCGUUUCCAAAGCCUUUUAUCACGGUUGGCUGCUAUCUUCAAAAGCUUGCCCACAAAGGACACGGGCAGAAUUGGUAUUUUCUGCCUUAGCUUUUCUGGAAAUCAGAUUGAUCAUAAAUAUGGAGAGUUGGUAUACUCUUCUCAGCAUGACACAUUUGUCACAUU
Messenger RNA from Emys orbicularis (European pond turtle), 4035 nucleotides. RefSeq names its product HEAT repeat containing 6 (gene HEATR6). The transcript has 20 exons. The record is from RefSeq and is a predicted model, not a curated record. Lineage: Eukaryota; Metazoa; Chordata; Testudines; Emydidae. The coding region runs from base 1 to 3534 and encodes 1177 amino acids.